UGCCUGUGCAAAAAAAGUGAUCAUCAGACAAAGAGCAGAUGUGAAGUUCAGGUGCAGCGCCCCAUAACAUGGCCCAGCAACUGAAGGGCUAACAACUCAUGGUGAACCAGUGACCUCCAGUGACACCUUGCCAGAGUUACCAUUGCACAAAGUCAGAAAAAAGAACAGACAAUUUCCUCAGUUUGGUGAACGAGCACAACACGUAAUGGCGGCACAGACACAGACCGCCGCAGCCACAGACAGUCCUUCGAGGCGUGGUGUCCCCAAAACUGUUAAAACCGUUGUGCCUGCCCUAGAAGAAUGUUCUUACACACAGUUCUAUUGUGAGGAGAACGCGUGGCGGCUGUGUGAGUAUGUACGGACCCAUGAAGCCCAGGAGCUGAGCAAGUGUUUUGUGGUGUUCAUCAGCAAUGAGUCCCGGUGCGUGCCACUGUGGAGACAACGAAUGGGCAAAUCUGAGGACAAGCUAAUUACCUGGGAUUAUUCUAACAUCUUCACAUGUGUUGCGCCGAGUGAAAAGGACUACCACGUGAUAUUUAUGUACGAACCAGAUGAGCGGUGCUUGGUGUUUGAUCUAGAUUCUGACCUGCCAUUCCCGACCUAUUUCCACAAGUAUGUCACAGAGACACUCCGCACAGACCACAUCCUACGUCCGGAACACUACAGAUACUUUAGAGUAGUGCCAGCAGCCAUGUUUCUACAGAAGUUUGCCAGUGACAGGCGACACAUGAGGCGUGAGGAUGGGACGUGGAUGCACCCGCCGCCACCCUCUCCUCCAAUUGCGCUGCCAGAAUGUGUGCACAACCUUGAUGACUUCAUCAGCAUGGACCCCAAGCGAGGUGUUGGGACUGUAUACAACCUCCAAGAUUUUGUUCGCAGAUUUUACAAGAACAUGUAGAAUCACCACGUAACAUCUACUACCCUCUUCAUAAAGAUUUUCAUACUUUUUGCACUUCUAUCUGAUCAGAUAUAUCAUGCACAUCACAUCAUUAUUCAUGGAAAAAGUUUCAGUUGGUAUGAUUUUUAUGUACUGGAAUAAUAGGUAACUCUUAGGUUUACAUGCAUGUGGUAACAGAGUUCACCAACCAAAAUGACCAUAAAGACAAGGACAAGAGUGUAUACUGAUCUUAAAUGGCUUUUUUUCACACUAAUGAACAAUUCUAAAAGGUAUGCUUGAAAAGUGGUUUGCAUCAUACUUGCUUGAGAGUGAUUUAAACAGUAAACUAAACUUGUUUGAAUGUAUUAACUUUGUGUUGGAAAAUGUAAUGCACUGUGCAGCACACACGUGUUAUUCAGAAGUGAGCCAGGCACAGGGUGGGCAGUUACUGUUUCUCAGGAAAGGUUUCUCUCAAUUUGCUUUAAUGUUUGCAUAAUCCCCUUUUCUGGCAUACUCCUUGUGGUUUUGUUUCAUACGUGCAGUUAUAUAAUUUCAUAAAUCUGGAAUUUUGUAAAGACUUUCUCCCAUUAUAAUUUGUCUGUGUAGGAAAUUUAUGAUUUUUAUCUAUUGAUUUUUUUAAUUAAUCACAGCUCUCUGAAACCCUCAGAGAUAUUACACUUAUGAAAAGCUUAGCCAUUGAUACUAAACAUGGAAUAGGUUAAUCAGCUUAUUACUUGGGUGUCUUUAAUAAUUCAAUGAAGUUUAAGAAUUAUAUCUAAUAUUAGCAAAUUUGAGAUAAAAUCAUUUAAUCAUAACAUGCCUCACAAGCAGUCUCUACAUGGUGCUGUUGGUAAGAUUUUUUUUUUAUCACUAUUAGUCAUGUUUGUUAAUUCAGUGAAAAACUAAAAUAAUUUUGUAUUAGUCUUUGUCUGUUAGUGGCUACUAGCUAAUGCUGGAGUGGCUUUCCUUCAGCACACUGCAGGACAUGUCCAGCAAUACAUUACUCCUGUUGUUGAUUAUUAAAUUCUUCUAAUAACUGAGCUUUGUGAAGGGCAAGUUCUGUAAUUAUUCAAUUACAAAACAUGAAUUCAUCUAAUAUACCUUCCAGUUUCAAAUGUAAAACAGUCAUAUGAAGUGAGCUUCAGAUGUGCCAAGCUGCAAAGUGUAUUUGGAGCUAAAGCAUAACUCUGCACAUUCAUUGUAUUCAGUCUGUUGAAAACAUUUAUUAAUACAUACUGUCAGUAUAUGCAUAAUUUUUGAAAAAAUAUAUAUAUUCCAUGCAUGUACUAAGCAUUUUAGAUUUAAUGCUGCCUAUUUUACUGGGCACUGAGACUACUCUGAGAUAUAUUUUCUAUCCGUACCAUGACCCAAUCCUUGCUAAUGUCACAUUCUUGACUGAGUGACUAGUUAGUUAACUGAGUAGUGGCAAAUUUUCAUUGGGGGUAUUUUGGAAACUAUCUUUCCACACAAGAGUUUUCACACAUUAUAUGUGAUUAAAGUUCUGUUGUUUGUUUCAAGAAGCUAUAUCAGUAAAGUAUUUUGAUUUUAAAGAUUAAAGCUAAAGAUGUUUUUUUUUUUUUUUUUUUUUUUUUUUUCAACUUGCUAAUCUGAGUAGCUGAAAAGUUAAGGUGAUAGAGGAAAGGGAUUCAUGAGUAAAGCUGAGUUUUGAACUUUGGGUCAGUAAUAGGUGGAAUUCAUAGUUUAUUUUUUUAAUCUUUUAGCACUAAUUGUCAACAUUUUUUAUGGCAGAUCAAGAAACUAAAGGCAGGGCAAUUAAAAGUGUGGUAUGAAAAUAAUCUCACGUCUCCUUAAAUCCAUCCAUUCUUGUCAGAUUACAUUUUGUAAAUUGCCUAUAUCUUUUUGCUCUAUCAAAGAGCAUGCUAUUUAACUUUGAAGAGUACAUGGGAUGUUCCUAUAUCCAUAUUUGAUAUGAAAAAUUAAUCAUCCCCUUUUGUUUGAUAUUCUCAGUGAUUGUUGUUUUAUAUCUUGACUUAUUCAUUUAGGUUAUACAAGAUAAAAGUUGUGAUUGUUACAUUCCAUCUUAUAUAAUUGCUAAAUCCUGAAGUCGUCUACUUGUAUAAAAUUAUUCUUCAAUUUUAUUUUCAACUCAUGAAACUGUCCCCUAAAACAGCUGCCUAGUACUCUGCAAUUUUAAUGGCAUGCUUCAUUUGCUAUAUAGAAUAUUGAAUUUUUUUUUAUUCAGUCUUGUUGAAUAUUAUAAUGUAUUGCAGUUUAUAAAAUGAUGCCUGGAUGGUUUGGGGACCACAAAAUUAUCACUGGAAUUGAAAAACCUAUAUGGGAAAAUCUUCCAUUAGUCAUCAGUUUUAGCAUAGUUAGGAAAACAGAUUUUUCUAGGAAGUGACAGAUAGAUUUUACAUUUUUUACCCACUGUUGGUAGUCUACUAAACACCAGGCUUUCAAAUUUCAGGUCAUUUUAAUAUCGUUAAUGUAAAUAUAGCUCUUUUUGGUGUACAUGUGUGUUCAGUGCAGUCACUUGUAUAUGUAGAUAUAUACAUAUCUACAAACCAGAGUUGUCUUCUACUUCAUGUAGUAUUUCAUGAAAUGUCUUAACACUGCAUCAAGCUAUAUUUACCAUUUUGAGUAUAUAUAUUAUCUAUUUUCAUAAAAUCUCAUGUUCAUUGCUGCGUUGUAACUGUAAUUAUGUCACCAUAUUAUUUAAAUGUUAAAUAUCCUAUAGCUUGUAGAACAAACUUUCCCUGUUCAUUUUAUUUAUUUGGAUGCAGUAUACAUUAUACUCCUCCCAUGACACUGGUUAUCUGUUGACAUACCUUUGAUAUGUACAUGAAGACCAUGCUGUUCCUAGCUACUCAUGAUACAUAUAUGUAUUUGCUAUGUUCUACAGCUUCAAUCUAUUAGUUUGAUUAGUACGGUGAAAUAUUUCUGGUGCAUCUGUUGCAUAUGUGAUUGAUUGUUUGUAAAGUGAGAAAUUUAUUUUCUAAGCUGUACUCUUAACAUUUUAACUUCUUUGGUAUUAUAAUUCACCUGUGAUCAAAGUGCACUUUUACAUCAAACUAACAAGAGAGGAAAUCCUUGUAUUAGGUCUGUGGCGGUGAUGAUGGUGGAGGCAAGCAGCUGUGUCCGGACGUGCCCACACCAGAAACACAGCCUGUGCACGUCAACACCUGAGGGCCAUCAAAUGUAGUGUGUCUGUGAGGAGGAAGCUUUGCUAUAAGGCCAACAUUUUGUAGAUUUCCUACAAAUUUAAUAAGUAUUAAGAAAACAUAAUAUUAUAGGUAAUGUAUUGAAGUUGGCAGUUUGUAUUUAGAGGCUGAGAGUUACAACAGUUUUCUUACACUAUUAUGAAGACAAUCUUACGAUGAAUUAUAGUUUGUUGGUGUGUAGGUCAGUGAUCAUUUCUGUGUUGGAAUGGUUUCAUCUGGGUCGCUGUCCAAGGUAUGGGAAAUUGAGUUUCAUGUCUAUAGCAGCUGACCUGGUACUGAAAACAAAACAAACAAAAAAAAAAUAUAUAUAUAUAUAUAUAUAUAUAUAUAUAUAUAUAUAUAUAUAUAUAUAUAUAUAUAUAUAUAUAUAUAUAUAUAUAUAAAUUUAUUUUGAUCAUCGAUUGACAAGUGCCAUGUUGUGUUAGAAUUUAAUAAGUGUGCUCUAAGAUGUGACACUGUUGAAGUAGAAGAAGCUUUUUAUGAAGCAGAAUGAAUCACAUGUUUUCCAGUAUUGGAGUUGCAGCCAUUUUUUUCAUCAUGUGCAUCCUUAGAUUCUAGAAUGUGGCAAGUCAGAAGGAUAGAAUGAUAACCACCAGUCAGUUCUGUUCAGUAACUCAAAUGUAGGAAAAUGUGUUCAAAUUAAUCUCCAGUAAAAUAAAGAGUGAAGUGUACAUGGAAACAGACCCAGCCUGCCUGAGUGUUGUCAUGCUGUUUCAAAGUAUGGAAACUGUCACAGGAAAUGUUGUCAAUAAAUUAUAUUGAUAAUCUUUAAAAAAAAAUGCUAAGAGAAAAUAAGUACAUAAAUUAUACAUUUGAUGUAAAGAAAUUCAAAAAUUAUAAUACAACAAGUAUAUAUAUUUUUAAAGAGUGUACUGCAGAGCCAUAGAUAGAAAGAGUUUGGCCAACUCUGCAAUGUUGCAACCCAGCGUGUUGCCAGCCACCGUCAUCUGCUCCCAGCCGUACGGCUCUGCUGCCUCACCCAUCAAAUCGUUUCUUACAAACUAUUCUCUUAACGCCAUAUACAUAUGUAUGAAGAUGUUAUAUUGUUAACGUACAGAUGGACAAUUAUUGGUAUGAAUUAUGUAACUAAUAGGUAAGCACAUACACUUAUCCAUAUUUAUUGACUGCAGCCCUCAUUGUCAUACUUUUGCUGCCUAAAUCACUCCUUCCCUUUGUCUGUUUCACCUGACUUCUAAUAACAGCUUCAUGUUUGCGAGCAUAAAUAUGCAUUCGUAAAGUGAAAUAAUGUUUUAGUAGUUUAUUCUUAAUAUUAUGACAAGUUGGAAGUUGUGUUUUGCUUGUCAUCCUCUCUGUCACAUCCACGAGACUGUUAACUAAUUGUUUUUUGCUCCCAAAGCUGUCUCCUUUAUCCCUGAAGAUUUUUUGUGCAGCCAUAAUGAUUUUCAUGCAGUCAUCAGUGCAAUAUGUGAAGCCGCUGCUACAGAAAACUAACGCACCUCAGUUAUCGACAAACACACUAAUUCAGUAGUACAGACAACAUACACACACCACACCGACAACAUGGAAUCGCACACAAAGAAACUGUUAUAAGGGCUGCGUUUAAGAAAAUGAUGAACUUACCGAACAUAUAUGUAUGCAUUAUUGUGAGCUUGCCAGUUCAGUCGCUUCACUUUUACUUCCCACGUACUGUCGUUGUCUAUGUGGAUCUGUGCAUCAUCCUGCCCAUUCCAGGCCAGACAGCAUACCCUAUGUCUACACAGCAAACCAUACUGCACACACAAUCACAUACACCGACUCUACGGCUCUGCACUGACUUUGUCUGUAUUCAAGCUGAGAGCAGUUUGAACUUUGCGGGCUGGGCGUGGGUAGCAACAUGGCUGGUAGUGGUCAUGUGACCUGGCUGGGCCAAUCACGCAUGAGCUGUCAUUUCCCGCAUUGGCCAAACCCACUCUAUCUACGGCUCUGGUGUACUGUAGUUAGAACAAAAGAUAUAUGAAGAUAAUAUUCACUAGAAUAAAGAAGUAUGAAAUAUGAAAGAGGAAAGAACUGGAUUAUUACAAACAAAUUAAUUACUGCUUAUUAGAUGGUUUUGGUAUUGCUGUUCUUGCUAUUAAAUGAAUGCAUACUGUAAAAAUAUUCAGUUCUAACUUAUGUAUUUUGCCCUAUUUUAUCAAAGAAUAUUCAGUAGAUGCACUCUAAUUACAACUGUGUUUAAGAGCAGAGUGUAAUUCAGUAUAUGUACUGUAGGACAGAAAAUUAAUUUUUGAAAACCUAAAUUUUAAAUACUUUAUUCUCAUCAUAAAUGUUUGAAAAAUUAAACUUCAGGGUUGGAGCAGCUCUUAUCCUGUGCAUGAAGCACUUGAUUUCAUCAUCUCUUUGAGGCUUCAACUGAUGAAUGGUUUUGUUGUUAUGGUGGCUUUUCCAUUUGCGCAAACCAGCAGCAACCUGGGCAUGGCAGCAACUCUUUGGUCCUCACUCGUUAGUGACACAAAAUAUCUCACUAAAAUUUGCAUUGAAACUUAGCAUACCGGAACAGAAGGCAUAACGUAUACCAGCUGUUCCCGAGGACUUGGCUGUCUUGCCGGUACUUUCAGUUUAUGAACGUAUAUAAACGUAUAUAAGUGGUUACUAGGGUGUGUAGCUUUUUGUUUCAUGUUCAAAAGAAAUCAUACAGAGCUUCUACCUACAACUGUUAUGUCAAGUGUUGUAAGCAUUUUCAGAAUUGAGAUAUACUGCAGAUACUGAAGUAUAUAUACUGUAAUAGGCCAUUAUACACUAUGUUUAUCUUGCAAUUCUAGUAAUGUUUUUAGCAAUUGCAUAAGAAGAGCUUUUUGUGCUCAGCUGUACAUAUCUGUUGAUUGCCUUCUUGCAAGUUGAUCAUCAUUAAAUUGUUUCUAUACUACUCCUACCUAUAAUACCGAGAUAAAUAUUCAAUAUCUGCAUAACAUUUAUUUUUACUCUACUAAUUGGACUAACUAAAUGAAAGGGUUACAGUUUGUUACAGUCACAAAUGCCAUGAUAAUCAUCACAGACAAAGCAUAACAGUUCAUUGUAGAAAAAUGCACCAUUGUUAAUCAGCUACUAAGCAUUUUACAUCAUGCAACAUUGUGCAAAUUGUAACCUACAGUAAGUACUGCAAUUUGUUGACACUUAUUACAAAUACAUUCAUGGAAUCUUAAGGAAGAAUUAUACCUGCAGAAAAUCUUUCAUUGUCUUAUUGCUGCUAUUAUGCAGAAAUACCUCAGUUCUCUCUAUCUUUAAGGGAAAAUAAAGUUAUAGAAGAACUUGAAAUCCCAGAAACUCAAGCCUUUAUUAUAUGAAGUGCUUUUCAUGUACUUUUCUGAUUGUGUGACUGAUCAUUGUGAACUCUAAUUUGUUUUCUCAAUAAAUGAAACUGACUCCUC
Messenger RNA from Eriocheir sinensis (Chinese mitten crab), 7424 nucleotides. RefSeq names its product protein N-terminal glutamine amidohydrolase-like (gene tun). NCBI's taxonomy places the organism in Eukaryota, Metazoa, Arthropoda, Malacostraca, Decapoda, Varunidae. Gene Ontology annotation, cellular component: cytosol; nucleus. Gene Ontology annotation, molecular function: protein-N-terminal asparagine amidohydrolase activity; protein-N-terminal glutamine amidohydrolase activity. The record is from RefSeq and is a predicted model, not a curated record.